Olea europaea var. sylvestris is the source of this 1118-nucleotide messenger RNA. RefSeq names its product probable methyltransferase PMT6. Gene Ontology annotation, molecular function: methyltransferase activity. The transcript is spliced from 3 exons. Gene Ontology annotation, cellular component: endosome; trans-Golgi network; cytoplasm. The record is from RefSeq and is a predicted model, not a curated record. Bases 237 to 1118 code for a protein of 293 amino acids. NCBI's taxonomy places the organism in Eukaryota, Viridiplantae, Streptophyta, Magnoliopsida, Lamiales, Oleaceae.
GCUUCCGGGUUGUGAUCCUCCGCCGUCUGACCGACAUGAAAAUCAACGCCUCACUACUCGCUCUCUGCUACAAAUUCUCCCUCUCACACAUAUACACUCGCUGAGCGUGAGAUCUCUCGAUCCGACCCCGGACAGCAAUGUCCUUCACAAUUCAACUUCUUGUCACCGAUUAAUCAAAUCCCAAACAAGAACACACAGAUAAUUAUUCCACAAAAGGCAUAGAAGUUGCGGGAUCUAUGAACAUGAGAGCGUUUGAUUGGAAAAUGGGUCAGACUAUAAUGUUGGUCCUUUUAGUAAUGAUAGCAUCCUUUUACACUGGCACUUUUUUUGGCAACAAAUCUUCUUACGUACCACUCCAACAACAGCCGGACGUACAAGAUCAAGAUGUCAAUAAUUUAUCAGCUGCCGGUACUUCCAAAUUUACAAAUAAAGUAGCUCUCACUUAUCGGACAGUGCCACUUACAAUCCAGAAAACCGGGAUGAAUAUAUGCCCUUUAUCGUAUAAUGAAUACAUUCCAUGUCAUAAUAUUUCUUACAACAAGGAAUUGCUACCAAAAUUGGAUCUUUCUAGAAAAGAAGAGCUAGAGAGGCAUUGUCCUCCACUAGGUAGGCGCUUGUUUUGUUUGGUGCCACCACCAGCUGAUUAUAAGUUGCCAAUAAGGUGGCCAACUAGUAGGGACUACGUCUGGCGAAGCAAUGUGAAUCAUAUGCACCUUGCUGAGGUAAAAGGAGGGCAAAAUUGGGUGCACGAAAAAGAUCAACUUUGGUGGUUUCCCGGUGGCGGUACUCAUUUCAAGCAUGGAGCUACUGAGUACAUAGAGAGGUUAGGAAAUAUGAUGACUAAUAAGAAGGGUGACCUCCAUUCUGAAGGGGUAUAUCAAGUAUUAGAUGUUGGUUGCGGGGUAGCUAGUUUCUCAGCAUAUCUUCUUCCUUUGAAUAUUCAAACUAUGUCUUUUGCUCCCAAAGAUGGCCAUGAAAAUCAAAUUCAGUUUGCUUUAGAACGAGGGAUUGGCGCAAUGAUUACUGCUUUAGCCACAAAACAGCUACCGUAUCCCAGUAGCUCCUUUGAAAUGGUCCAUUGUUCUAGAUGUCGUGUUGAUUGGCAUGAAAAUGGUUAG